AUGGUUAUCUAUCUAUCUAUCUAUCUAUCUAUCUAUCUAUCUAUCUAUCUAUCUAUCUAUCUAUGUCUUUUCUUUCUUUCUCUUUUUCUUUCUUUUUCUCUUUUUCUUUCAUUCUCUUUUUCUUUCUUUUUAUUUCUUUCUUUUUACUCUUUUUCUUUCUUUCUCUUAUUCUUUCUUUUUCUUUCUUUCUUUUUCUCUUUUUCUCUCUUUCUCUCUUUCUUUCUUUCUCUCUUUUUCUCUUUUUCUUUCUCUCUUUUUCUCUUUUUCUUUCUUUCUUUUUCUCUUUUUUCUCUCUUUCUCUUUCUUUCUCUUUUUCUUUCUUUCUUUCUCUUUCUUUCUUUCUUUCUCUCUUUUUCUUUCUCUCUUUUUCUCUUUUUUUUCUCUUUUUCUCUUUUUCUUUCUUUCUUUCUUUCUUUCUUUCUUUCUUUCUUUCUUGUUAAAAGACGCACAAAAAUCGAAAAACCUACAAUAAAACUUAUCUAUCUAAAUCUGUUCCCUUCCUUCCUUCCUUCCUUCCUUCCUAUCUAUCUAUCUAUCUAUCUAUCUAUCUAUCUAUCUAGUUUUUUUCCUAUCUAUCUAUCUAUCUAUCUAUCUAUCUAUCUAUCUAUCUAUCUAAUUCUUUCUUUUCCUAUCUAUCUAUCUAUCUAUCUAUCUAUCUAUCUAUCUAUCUAUCUAUCUAAGAGUAACUCUGUUUUUGUUUAUCUCUGUUACUCUCUCGCCCGCUCAGACUGUUUUUCUCUUUCUCUUUCACGCUCUAUCUCUCUUCCUGUUUCUAUUUAUCUACGAGAAAAUUUAUCUGUUCAUGUCAGUCUGUCGAUCUAUCUAUCUAUCUAUCUAUCUAUCUAUCUAUGA
This is a messenger RNA of Acanthosepion pharaonis, 852 nucleotides long. Lineage: Eukaryota; Metazoa; Mollusca; Cephalopoda; Sepiida; Sepiidae. The record is from the annotation of a GenBank genome assembly.